This is a messenger RNA of Microthlaspi erraticum, 366 nucleotides long. The record is from the annotation of a GenBank genome assembly. NCBI's taxonomy places the organism in Eukaryota, Viridiplantae, Streptophyta, Magnoliopsida, Brassicales, Brassicaceae.
AUGGCUCUCUCUCUCUCUCUUCUCUCUCCUUUUCUCGCUUCCCUCUCGAACCUCAAACUCACUAUCUCGCUUCCCUCUCGCCUUUGCCUUCUCGUUCUCGCCGUCACCGUCUCGCUCUCGUUCUGUCAUCAAACGGCGCGCUUUCUCGCUGUGAAAUGUCGCCACCUUCUUAUUUUCUUCUUCUUCCUCCAUCUCCGUGCAGUUUCCGCCGCAUCCACCUCCGUCGUUGCCGCAUCCAGUGCCAUCUUCGCGUCGAGUCAGUUUCCAUCACCAUUGUCACCGGUAAACCAUGUUCUUCUCUCUGUAACAGAUCUGGGUUUAGAUCUGAACAAUAACAUGUUAGAUUAUUUUCCAAGCAGGCUUUGA